Molecule: messenger RNA, 4348 nt
Organism: Myodes glareolus (Bank vole)
Lineage: Eukaryota; Metazoa; Chordata; Mammalia; Rodentia; Cricetidae
Source: RefSeq, a predicted model, not a curated record
UGGCUUCCAUGGGCAUGACCCACACAUGGUACAGAGACAUACAUGUUGGCAGUACAACCAUACACAUAAAAUGAAUUUGAAAAAGACUUGAAUAAGGAUGCAAGACUAGCAAAGGAAAGAAAUGAAUUUAUUAUUUAUUUAUUUGUUUGCUUGUUUAUUUAUAGGCCAGACUGGCUUUGAACUCAGAGAUUAGUCUACCUCUACUUCCUAAGUCUGGGAUUAAAGACGUGUGUCACCACCACCCACCCCGCUCCCCAAUAGCAAUGAAUUUAUAAGAUUACAAACUGUUUAUAGGAAUUAUAGGAAAUAAUAGGGAUUUUUAGGAAGAUAGGGCCUGAUUAUCUAAGACAAGAAAGUGACCAAUCUCUAUAGUGGGAUCCCUGAAUCUCAUCUCUUAUAGAACGUUUGUCCAGAAAGAAACCAUUAAGGCACAUUUGGAAUUGCCCAGAAGCUCAUCUAGGGGUCUGGAGAGCUCGACCACAUUCCUCACUGCUUUUGUACAGAUUUCUACUUCAGGUCCUCUGCUUGUCAACAGUAGAAGUGCUUUAAAAUCCCUGCUGGGGUUGUUUUUCUGCACUCAGAGGGAUUCUGCAUGCUGGUCAGUUCACUUGGGAGAUCAGCCAGGAGGGCAGUGUUAACUCCAGCCAGCCUGUUCGCCUCAGUCCCAGAUGCUUCAGUGUUUGGGGCGCUCCGUAACGUACAUGCUAAAAUCUUGCCUCCCAACGUGAUGGUAUUGAGAAGUGGGACUUGUGGAGCUGGUGGCAAGGUUUCAGGAAUUAGAUCAGUACCUUUACAGGCCAAGGGGGCUCUACCACGUGAGGGCCUAGUGAGGCCUGAACCCUAAGAUUAGUAAACUGGGCUGAUGUGAUUGGGGGCGUGUGGUCAGACUGGCAGCUCGCUCAGUUUAAGGCCAUGUCCUGCCAUCCGGGACUCCACAGUCCUUACACAGCCUGAGGUUCUCGUUCAUUCCGAUGCUGUGGCUGGACAACUGUUCUCAGGCAGGAAACUGAUUCUGCUUCUGAUGCCAGAAGAGAAGAAAGCAGAGGAACCAAGCCAGAACCAGACGUGAUGUCAUGUAACACUGUGACAUCACAGUGUCCUUUUCUGCUGUUCUUGCCCGUUUCUGUCUCCCUGUUACCACGCCUUCUCCCGGUCGUCUGGCUCCCGCAAUAGCUGCACACACUCACAGACACCAUCCGGGCCCCCAGGCCCUUCCCCUACUGUCUGCCUCCACCACCACCUGCAGUCAGCCAUGGCCUCAGAAGCAGAAAGAACAUUCCAGCGGUUUGCUGUCUUUGGAGACUCAUCCAGCAGCGGCACUGAGAUUAACAACAAGAACUUCUCCAAACUCUGUAAAGACUGUGGCAUCAUGGACGGCAAGGCGGUGACCUCCACAGAUGUGGACAUCGUGUUCAGCAAAGUGAAGGCCAAGAAUGCCAGAACCAUCAACUUCCAACAGUUCCAAGAGGCGAUGAAGGAGCUGGGCCAAAAGCGGUUCAAGGGGAAGAGUGUAGAUGAGGCUUUGGAAGGUGUUUACAAACUCAUGGAAGGCAAGGACCCCACCACCUCUGGUGUCACUAAAGCAACAACGGUGGGUGGAGUAGACCGACUGACAGACACCAGUAAGUACACCGGAACCCACAAGGAGCGCUUUGACGAGAGUGCUUCACAAGAAGGCAACGCAGAAAUGAGCUCAUGAACCUUGUGCCCAAUUUCCCCCAGUGGUUUUUCCACGGCUGGAAACUGGGUCUGCCUCUUCAUCUGACACCUGAGUGGCACAGACCCCGGAGUCUGGGAAACGUUGGGCAGAGGGCAGGGAAAGGGGACGGAGAGGCUUUGGGAAGAAUGGAAAAGAUGACUUGAGAAGACUGGUGGACCAAGGUGAGAGAAGAUGGGAGACAGAGGCUGGGACAAGGUAGACAACAUGGCUACCAGUGCUCAAGUGUCGGAAGAGCAGAGGAGACAACACUAGGCUCCACGGUGGGAGGGGGUGGGGAAGGGUAGGCUGUACAAAGUGGAUGGGAAGAUCACAGAGAGAGAGGACUGGAAGAUAAAGUGAGCCUAAGGGUUGUCGGGAGGCUCCUUCUGCCCAGGAGUGGCAGGAAUUAUAAGGGAAGUUGGGGAGACUGACACUAGAAACAGGGAUAGAGAGAAAUACUGGGACUGGGUGCUUGUUGCUAUGGUAUGAGUUGGGGCCUGGGCCUCCAUCCAGAAGUUGGGAUCUGGCCCAGUAGACGGACAAACUCUGCCAGCUGGACGCCGGCGGCUUCUUGGGUGGGUUUUACUGUCGCUGGGCGAGGGAGGCUCAUAGUGGGGGUGAUGAGAAGGUGCAAAGAGCCUGGAGGAGGGCGGGGCUCCGCCUCUGGAGUCGGGAACAGGCUUUGGGGUGGCAUGCAGAGGCCUGUUGGAGGUGGGACUGUUUGGCAAGCCUAGUAGAGGCCAAUGAUGCCUAUCGGUACAGCGUUUUGCUUGCUGGAGCACAGCAAGUACAGCCUCUGGUUGGUCAGGGUGCUGUUGUAGCUACAGCUGGUUGGCGGCUUUUUAGAGCCCCGGGUGCAGACGGUGAUGGGGAAGGAGUUCUGAGUGAGCGUGCAGUACUCAUUGUAGUUCUCGCAGAAGUUCUCGCUGUUUCUGCAGAACUUUUGGAUGCCUUCCCAGGGGGCAUGGACCACGUAGUGGAUCUUAGGGCAAUACCAGUCCUGCAUUCUGCCCCUCAAAUAGGCCAUGAGCCCGUUACAGUACCCGUGGAAACCCUUCGGGUAGUUAAUCCUGGGGUAGUCAACGUGUAAGGUGCGGAAGUUCUUGAUGGCGAUCUCCAUCUUGAUGCCUGGCACCAGAGUUGGCCGUAGGACUAGCUGGAGGCAAAGGAGCCAGAUCCCGUCUCGCGCCAUACCUUCUGCUGGCAGAGUUACGGUAAUGAGUGGCACAUUAGGCCCAAAGAGACUGUCCACCCUUCCCAGAGCCUCCAGUAUUCUCCAGUUUCCCCUUUGGGCCUCCCUUGUCCUCGAAGGACUGCUCAGUAACUUACAGAUCCUGUAAGACAGGCACUUGCUCAAGGACCCCCUUGCCGGGCCGUCUCCAGCAAGCCGUUCUCCCCUGUGGUGCACCACUGAGUCUGUCUGACCCAGUCCUUGGGCUGCGGUGCAAAAUCAGAGGUCCUGCUUGUCCUCGAGUGAGAAAUGUGUCUGAAUGCUCCCCGUUUCCUGGCACUCCUUACGGUAAAUACAGGAGUGAAGGGCAGGCAACCGUGCCUGUCUCUCAUAGCGCUGCUGGCAGAAACUGAAGUCAGAGGAGUGGGAGGCAGGAGUGCAUCCUGCCUGAGGCCUCUUCCAGCCUGGAGGUGGGAUAAGGCUGAAAAGGUUUCUGGAUAGAGUCUGGAAGGAGGGCCUGUCCCCUGGGUUUGAGAAGCCAUGUGCUAAGGGCUAAGAUGAGUAGGAGGAAAGAUACAUUGCUGUCUGAUCUCAUCUUUGGUGUCUUCAGAACACUUAGUUCCAACCGCCUGACCAGAAACUCCCAAGUCCCUGGGCCUUCUUUGAUGCUUGCUCUGGCCCACUGGUCCUGCUUUCAGCAAAGUAGGAAGGAAAGAACCAUCUUGUUGCUGAAGAACAAAGUGUUUACCUUUGAUCAAGGCGUCUCCAACGACUCAUCCCACUUACAACCCCCAGGGGCCAUGGGCAUGGGCACCUCCCACCAAAAUGACUGAGAACAAAGAGCCUUCGCAAGAACACAGUCCUCGGCAUCACCUGCCGGUGCCAACACCUGCACCUGUGGCCCGAGGCCCGUCCGUGCAGAGCCCUGCUAGGAACCUAUGUGUGCUGCUUCACGGUGACCUGUCCUGCUGAGGAAAGGGCUAACAAGUCUCUCAGCUUCUUAUCAGAUGUCUGAAUCUUCUUCAGAGUCAAGAAGCUAGCUCCAAGGACCUGCUAGCUCUAGCCCCUGUCUCCCACAGACAUUACAGCCUCUUCUCCCUGCACGUCUUCUGCACAUCUGCACAUUUUGGGGCUUUAUUUGGUGAUGGGAGUCUCACUAUGUAGCCUAAGCUGGUCUUAGAUUGGUUAUCCUCUGUCUCAGCCCCUUGAGUGCUGGAAACACAGGCAUGUAUCACCCCCACCCAGCGCCCUGGGCUUACUCUCAGGAGAACCUCUUCACCUUCAGCAGUAGCAUGAAGGGAGUCAGAAGGACCCAGUACUCUGGGGUUCCUUGUGGAGCUCAGGGGAAGGAGAAGUUGGUCCCAGAGAGCAACAUCCUUGUGUCUCUCUGUGGUCCUUCAUUUUCAGCAUCCUCUGGACUUGCUCUUCCCGGCUGCACAAACUAGAGUCCAAAAUUAAAUCUGUUCUCUUCAAACUUA